AUGAGCCGGCAGGCGCAGAAGCUCGAUUCCGCCGCCGGCGACGGCGCAGUCGGGAUCGGGGUCCUGUCGCUGGACCUGCUGGGCCAGGUGCUGCACGGCCUGUGGGAGCCGCGGGACCGCAAGGCGUGCCGUCUCGUCAGCCGCGCCUUCGAGCGCGCCGAGGCCGCGCACCGCCGCGCGCUGCGGGUGCUCCGACGCGAGCCGCUCCCGCGCCUGCUCCGCGCGUUCCCGGCCCUCGAGCUGCUCGACCUCUCCGCCUGCGCCUCGCUCGACGACGCCUCCCUCGCCGCGGCCGUCGCCGGCGCCGGCGGGGGACUCGCGGGGCUCCGCAGCGUCUGCCUCGCGCGGGCCAACGGGGUCGGCUGGCGCGGCCUCGAGGCGCUCGUGGCGGCCUGCCCCAAGCUGGAGGCCGUCGACCUGUCGCACUGCGUCAGCGCCGGGGACCGCGAGGUCGCCGCGUUGGCGGCGGCGGCCGGGCUCAGGGAGCUGAGGCUGGACAAAUGCCUUGCCGUCACCGACAUGGGGCUCGCCAAGGUGGUUGUUGGGUGCCCCAGGCUGGAGAAGCUCAGCCUCAAGUGGUGCCGUGAGAUCUCUGACAUCGGAAUCGAUCUGCUGGCCAAGAAGUGCCCCGAGCUCCGCAGCCUCAACAUAUCCUACCUCAAGGUGGGUAAUGGAUCCCUUAGAUCAAUUUCCUCACUCGAGAGGCUUGAGGAAUUGGCAAUGGUUUGUUGUUCAUGUAUAGAUGAUGAAGGCCUGGAAUUGCUGAGCAAGGGGAGCGAUUCGCUGCAGAGUGUUGAUGUGUCAAGAUGUGAUCAUGUGACUUCUGAGGGGUUAGCUUCACUGAUAGAUGGUCGCAAUUUUCUCCAGAAGUUAUAUGCUGCAGAUUGUUUGCAUGAGAUAGGACAGCGUUUUCUAUCCAAGUUGGCAACACUGAAGGAAACCUUGACACUGUUGAAACUCGAUGGUCUUGAGGUCUCGGACUCUCUUCUUCAAGCCAUUGGUGAAAGCUGUAACAAAUUGGUUGAGAUUGGACUUAGCAAAUGCAGUGGUGUUACAGAUGAAGGAAUCUCAUCUCUUGUAGCUCAGUGUAGUGACCUAAGAACAAUUGAUCUCACAUGCUGCAAUCUCAUUACCAACAAUGCACUUGAUUCAAUAGCUGACAACUGUAAGAUGCUUGAAUGCUUGCGGUUGGAAUCAUGCUCUUUGAUAAAUGAGAAGGGACUAAAGCGAAUUGCAACUUGUUGCCCCAAUCUUAAGGAGAUAGACCUCACUGACUGUGGAGUGGAUGAUGCAGCAUUGGAGCACUUGGCUAAAUGCUCUGAAUUGAGAAUAUUGAAAUUAGGCCUAUGCUCAAGUAUUUCUGACAAAGGCAUUGCAUUUAUUAGUUCAAAAUGUGGAAAGCUUGUGGAGCUUGAUCUCUACCGGUGCAACUCUAUUACUGAUGAUGGGUUGGCAGCUUUAGUAAAUGGAUGCAAGAGGAUUAAGUUACUGAACUUGUGUUACUGCAACAAAAUCACUGAUACUGGUUUGGGUCACUUAGGCUCCCUGGAGGAGCUCACAAACCUUGAAUUGAGGUGCUUGUUCCGCAUAACAGGCAUUGGGAUCUCCUCAGUUGCAAUCGGAUGCAAGAGCCUGAUAGAGUUGGACUUGAAACGAUGCUAUUCAGUUGAUGACGCUGGCCUGUGGGCCCUUGCUCGUUAUGCUUUGAACCUUAGACAGCUUACGAUAUCUUACUGCCAAGUCACGGGGUUGGGCCUGUGCCACCUGCUGAGCUCCCUGCGGUGCCUCCAGGACAUUAAGAUGGUGCACCUCUCAUGGGUCUCCAUAGAAGGGUUUGAGCUGGCGCUGCGAGCAGCCUGCGGGAGGCUGAAGAAGCUGAAGAUGCUCUGCGGGCUGAAAACCGUGCUGUCCCCUGAGCUCCUCCAGAUGUUGCAGGCGUGUGGCUGCCGAAUAAGAUGGGUCAACAAGCCUCUUGUCUACAAGGACUAA
Messenger RNA from Miscanthus lutarioriparius, 1989 nucleotides. Lineage: Eukaryota; Viridiplantae; Streptophyta; Magnoliopsida; Poales; Poaceae. The record is from the annotation of a GenBank genome assembly.